AUGGCAAAGCUCGUAAAAACAGCAAGUAAAAUUGAAGAAGUUAAAAAGGAAUACUUCCUCCGAAAUAUUCAAGCUGAAGAAAACAGACGGAGAGAGAACCAGGCAGCCAUGCAGAUCCAGAGCUGGUUCAGAGCCUGUAAGGUGCGGACGUAUCUCAGCCAUCUGCACAAGAAGGCAACCAUUAUCCAGAAGAUAUGGCGGAGCUUCGCAGCAAGGGCACGUGUCAGACAAAUGGUGAAGGAGGCAUAUUUUAUCAUGAAGAUGAAUUUCUACCAGGCAAUGGCGGUCAGGAUCCAGUGCAGAUGGAGAGGCUACUAUGUACGGAAAUACAUCCAUAACUUCUAUGCACGCAAGAGAUAUCUUGAUGGACUGGCCAUGAAGAAUGAACAAGUCAAAAAUGGGUUAGAUGAAGUUGAAGAGCUCCAGAAGAUAGAGAGAGAACGUCUGGAGAGGAAGAGAGAGCAGAAAGCCAAGGUCAAACAAGCUCGCCUACAUUACCUCCUCAGUACCAAGCAGUGCCCAGGGGUCUACAACUCUCCUUUCAGACCAGCCCCCCAUGAGAUGGAGUUGCUACUAAGAAAGGCCAAGCCCCAGCUCUCCACUCGAUUCUCCCCUAAGGGCAGAGCUUUGCUCCCAAACAGGCCCAAUCCCACUGUUCCCUCUUCCCCUGGGGCUUCAGGAUCCCAGUGGAUCAAAACUACCAACACUUGCUGCACCUCUGGGUCCCGUCUGCCUCCUAUUGCUAGAUGUAAACCACAGGGUCCAUUUAGGAGGCCAGAAGAUUGGUGGAAGCAGCGUCUGUGCUGCGCUGAGCCAUCUCUGCGUGUCCAGACCUCUUACAUACACCAAGAGGAGGCCUGGCAGGAGGAGUUGCGUCGACAGUUCACAGGACAACUUCAGGACACACUGUUUCUGCCUUUUACCAAAGCCCACCAGAGGAACAUGAAGUAUGAGCGUCAGCUCCAUAGCAGCACUUCUUUCCCUCCGUUAGCCUACGGUUCCAAAUAUUUCAGAGAGGAGGACAAACAUGAACUCAAGGAAAAGGAGCCAUUCAAGACAGUGUUCACCACCUGUAACGUCUUUGAUAAGUUUGACCGUCUGUACUCCAAGGCUGGCAACAUCGUAUGA
Lampris incognitus (smalleye Pacific opah) is the source of this 1128-nucleotide messenger RNA. It is a transcript of the gene spata17, whose product is annotated as spermatogenesis associated 17. The transcript is spliced from 10 exons. The record is from RefSeq and is a predicted model, not a curated record. Gene Ontology annotation, cellular component: spindle pole. Gene Ontology annotation, molecular function: protein binding. Gene Ontology annotation, biological process: establishment of meiotic spindle localization; spindle organization; mitotic cell cycle. The coding region runs from base 1 to 1128 and encodes 375 amino acids. NCBI's taxonomy places the organism in Eukaryota, Metazoa, Chordata, Actinopteri, Lampriformes, Lampridae.